Molecule: messenger RNA, 2552 nt
Organism: Hippoglossus stenolepis (Pacific halibut)
Lineage: Eukaryota; Metazoa; Chordata; Actinopteri; Pleuronectiformes; Pleuronectidae
Gene: mpx
Product: myeloid-specific peroxidase
Exons: 16
Coding region: 96-2417 (773 amino acids)
Biological process (GO): response to oxidative stress
Molecular function (GO): heme binding; peroxidase activity
Source: RefSeq, a predicted model, not a curated record
AUAUAAGGACUGAGGAUGACAACACCAGAAACAAAAAAUCCCAGAGCUUCUCAAGCUUCACACCAACCUUCAGAGGAACCUUCAUAGACACAGAGAUGUUUCUCCCUGUCCUUGUUGUGCUGGGCCUCUGCCUGGUGCCUGGUCACUCCAAACGCACAGGAGAACGUCUGGGCAGUCCUUUCCUCCAAAACUGUUUUAAGGAGGCUAAGAAACUUGUGGAUGAUGCGUAUUUGUACUCCAGAGAAGAGAGUCUGAAGCGAGUCCGCAGGGACGUGGUGAGUCCUCACGACACCCUCCGUCUCCUGAAGCAGCCUCGAGGUGAAACGCGCUCGGCUGUGAGGUCUGCAGACUACAUGGCCCAAACCCUUCGUCUGCUGCAUGACAGGGUGCAUCGUGUGCACAAGCGCUCGCUCAACGCAACAGACUUGCUCAGUGAGGACGACCUGAAAGAUCUCGUCAGGAUAACUGGAUGUGCGUCUCGGAUCCGCCUCCCAGAAUGCCGCAGCACAGCAAACAUCAACAAGUAUCGCACAAUCACCAGCGUCUGCAACAACCCAAAAAACCCUCGCCUCGGAGCCUCAAACUCCCCCUUCGCCCGCUUGCUGCCUGCUGAAUACGACGACGGCAUCUCCCAACCCAAAGGCUGGAACAACCGCACGUUCAACAACUUCCUGCUCCCACUGGUACGACUGGUGUCCAACAACAUCCUGAGCACAACAGAUGCAGCCGUGGUCAGCGACAGAGAGUUCACUCACAUGGUGACCUUGUUUGGCCAGUGGAACGACCACGAUCUCACCUUCACGCCCUUCUCCCCCAGCAUCCGCUCCUUCAGCAACGGGGUGGACUGUGAGGAGAGCUGUGAGAGGACCGAGCCAUGCAUCCCCAUCCCAAUUCCUCCUGGUGACCCUCGGCGUCCUUACUACCCCAACAACUGCAUGCCUACGUUCAGGUCCGCCCCUGCUUGCGGAACAGGAUUCUCGGCCUACAAUUUCGGCGGAGAGCCCAACAAGAGGGAGCAGAUCAACGCGCUGACGGCCUUCCUGGACCUCAGCCAGGUGUACGGCUCUGAGGACAAGCUCGCCCAUUCUCUUCGUGACCUCACUAACAAUGGCGGCCUAUUGCGCGUGAACACGCAGUUCAACGACAACAGACGUGAGCUGCUGCCCUUCCAUCCCUUGGAGGUGAAAAUGUGUGCCACGCGCAAAAGAAUCACCAACAACACAGACGCCAAGGAGGUGCCCUGUUUCAUUGCAGGUGACACGCGUGUGGACGAGAACAUCGGGUUAACAUCGAUUCACACGCUGUUUCUGCGUGAGCACAACCGACUGGCCCGGGCGCUGAAAAGACUGAACCCACACUGGGACAGUGAGACGCUCUACCAGGAGGCGCGCAAGAUCAUGGGCGCUUACGCGCAGAAGUUUGUGUUCAGGGACUAUCUGCCACACAUUUUGGGCGACCAUGCAGUUCAGACACAGAUCGGCCGUUACCCCGGCUACAAUCCCAAUGUGGACCCCAGCAUAUCCAACGUCUUUGCAACAGCAGCUUAUCGCUUUGCCCACUUGGCCAUCCAGCCAAUGUUAUCCCGUCUGGAUGGAAACUACAGGGAGACUCGUCGGUUCCCCAAUGUGUCCUUGUUCAAGGCCUUCUUCACCCCCUGGAGAAUCGUCUAUGAGGGUGGUAUUGACCCUCUGCUGCGUGGUUUGAUCGGCCGCCCCGCCAAGCUGGGCACUCAGGAUCACAUGAUGGUGGAUGCCCUGAGGGAGCGGCUGUUCCAGUUUGUGCAGGAACUGGCUUUGGACCUGGGCUCUCUCAACAUACAGAGAGGACGUGACCACGGCUUGCCUGGCUACAACGCCUAUCGCAAGCUCUGUGGCCUGUCUCAGCCCAGGAACCAGGCGGAGCUCGGGCGGGUUCUGAAAAACGGCAAUCUGGCCCGGAAGCUGCUGAAGCUCUACGGCUCCCCCAACAACAUCGACGUCUGGAUGGGAGGUGUGGCAGAGCCGUUCGUGCAGGGUGGCCGUGUGGGGCCUCUGUUCGCCUGUCUCAUUGCAAGACAGUUCCGUAGUAUCCGCCAGGGUGACAGGCUGUGGCACGAGAACCCGGGCGUGUUCACCGCGAAACAGAGAAACGCCCUGAACUCCGCCUCCUUGUCCAAGAUCAUCUGCGACAACACCGGCAUCACAUCCGUCCCGGCGAACGCCUUCAACGUCAUCUCGAAGAGGAACCGGCUCGUCCGCUGCAACCACAUCCGAAGCGUGGACCUGACGGGGUGGAGGGAAAGACCCUGCACCAACAACUCAGGCUCAGGUGUUAGCUGUAAUGAAGUCGGUGGAAAAGAGGCUGUGAUCCAGUCGAAUCCUCUGGACAGACAGGGCCUCCUGGACCAGCAGGGCCUCCUGGACAACGAGGUGGAGUAGGACGUAGAGGCCCGAGGGGCCGGAGAGGCCCGAUAGGACCUCCAGGCCCCCCUGGUCCUCCAGGCCCCCCUGGUCCACCAUCACUCGACCAAAAUGCCACACUCCCGCAAUCUGCCUUCUCUGUCAUCCUGGGGG